ACGUUCACUUCGUUCACCACAUCGCGACUAGAUUCGAACAGUGCUGUCGUAUCUAGCUAAAGAACUUGCCAAAAAACUUCACGAACGUCAAAGAAAACUUCAAGGUAUACACUUGAAUACCUAGCUACUCUAAAGUGAAAGCUUAGAAGUAGAUUCUUGUUUCUAAGACACAUUUUAUAGUCACGAAAUUGAAUACACGAAUUUAGGAUUUUACCAAUUUGAUUCAAAUACUUUUUUAAACAUGUCGCUGGCAUUUGGAGGCGCUUACCAGUUUUCAAAUAACUCGAACCAAGAGAUUGAGGAAAAUAAUACCUUUAAAAAAGCUAGGCUUGAAGAUGGACAAGUGAAACUCACGAAGCGGGCGGCUUUGGGAACCAUCACCAACAACGCGGGAGUGAGAGUGCAGCCACACCGCGCUGCCAAGGUUGCCGUCUCUGGAAAUGGAGGCCCAGUAUUGAAGAAUGACGAAAACGCGUUUAGCCGCGCUGGCAAAUCCGCCUUCUCCAUUCCCAACACUGCUCAACAGAGCUUCGCUAUUCACGUUGACCAACAGCCAAACAUCUCGAAUUCACAAAAAGCUACAAGUCUAACUCAACAAGAGCCGGCCUUGAAUCCUGCUGUAACUUCAUUAUCACGACCCGCACUGACGAAUGUCUUCGUUGCGAGCGAUGAAGGAAGCCUUGAAUCUCCUAUGGUCAUUGACUCGGAUUUUAGUAGCGACGAUGAAGACAUUGCAAGCAGCAGCCCGAGCAGAGACCAAAUUCACAACAUCGACUCGGUAGCCGCCGACCCCAUCCUCGGUGUACCCGAGUACGCGUCCGACAUCUUCAAGUACCUCAAACAAGCAGAGCUCAAUAACAGGGCCAAGCCAGGCUACAUGCGGAAACAACCCGAUAUCAACAACAGCAUGCGAGCUAUCCUUGUCGACUGGCUGGUGGAGGUAGCUGAAGAAUAUAAACUCCUUCCCCAGACCCUAUACCUCACAGUAAACUACAUAGACAGAUUCCUGUCUGCUAUGUCGGUGCUGAGAGGCAAGCUACAACUUGUUGGUACAGCUUGCAUGCUUCUCGCCUCCAAGUUUGAAGAGAUUUACCCGCCAGAGGUCUCCGAGUUUGUAUACAUCACAGAUGACACUUACACAGCCAAACAGGUUUUGAAAAUGGAACAACUGGUUCUAAAAGUUCUCACCUUUGAUCUGUCUGUACCAACCAUUCUCAACUUCCUGGAGAGAUUUAUCAAAGCAACCAAUGUACCAGAAUCUAUGGCUCCCAAAGUAGAAGCUCUUGCAAGGUAUCUCUGCGAGAUCUCACUACUGGACAGUGAGCCCUUCCUGAAAUAUCUUCCUUCGACAAUUGCUGCAUCAGCGAUCGUAUUAUCUCUUCAUACAUUAGGACUAUCAUACUGGAACAAUACUCUGAGCCACUACACUGGAUUUGAGCUUCAUGACCUCCAAACAUGCAUACAAGAUCUGCACCGUAGCUUUGCCUAUGCACCCAACCACCCCCAGCAGGCAACAAGAGAGAAGUACAGGAGUGCAAAGUUCCACAGUGUGUCUAAUCUCUCCCCACCUGACUGCUUGCCAUUGGCAUGAGAAUCAAAUUGCGUAUAGAUUUUUUACAAUCCUAAUACCAUUUUAUAGUAUAGAUAGAAACAUUUUAUCGUAAUAUUAAUCAAGUGUAAAACAAGUCUUUUAUUGUGUUGAGUUUUUUACCCUAGCUUUUGCUUGUUUUUAAAUGUAUUGUAAACAAUUAUAUUCACAAUAUGAUGUACAUAUUAUAUGGUUUAGGGAACUUUUAAUCUCUCCAAAAGAAACUGCAUUUGAAAUGCAAGUAUGGCAGAGAAAUCUUUUGAAAAAUGUUUUGAUAAAUAAUUCCCUAUUCAGUGAUUUCAUACUAUCUUGCAUAACUUGUUUUAUUUUCUAAAUGACAGUCAUAUAGUUUUAAAUUAUUUUUUAGUGAAUUCUCAAUGAUACUGUUUAAACAUGUCACCUAUUGCCUAUGCUUUAUGAUAACAGAUGACAAAGUUAUGCUGUUUUUUUUUUUACCAUGUAGAUUCCAUAUCCCAAGAGGUAUUGUUCACCCAUUGUAAUAUAAUCCUGGAUUGUACAGUAUUUAUAAAUAAAUGUGUAAAUAAUAA
Molecule: messenger RNA, 2136 nt
Organism: Nematostella vectensis (starlet sea anemone)
Lineage: Eukaryota; Metazoa; Cnidaria; Anthozoa; Actiniaria; Edwardsiidae
Product: G2/mitotic-specific cyclin-A
Exons: 8
Coding region: 242-1591 (449 amino acids)
Biological process (GO): mitotic cell cycle phase transition; regulation of cyclin-dependent protein serine/threonine kinase activity
Cellular component (GO): nucleus; cyclin A2-CDK2 complex; cytoplasm
Molecular function (GO): cyclin-dependent protein serine/threonine kinase regulator activity
Source: RefSeq, a predicted model, not a curated record